CGGGGGCCCGUCUAGUGGGGCGCUGGGAAAGCGGUAGCAACCACUCCGCUCCCUUUGGCUUCUUCUGGCGACUUUUCUUUUGUUGUUGCUGUGACCCGGGUCUGUUUUCUUGUCUGUUGUGGAAGGUGUUUUCUCGUUGGACUGACUGCGAGUCCAGUUUUUUCCCCUCUGGCUUAACCCCCCCCUCCCCUCCCCUUUCCCUUUCCCUUUUUUAAAAUUUCCCGUCCAAGACAUUUUACACAGAAUAUGUUUCAGAGAGAUUCGAAUCUUUCUCUCCUUCCGACCCCCCUCCCUGGCUCCUUUUAAAAACGAAAAGUAAAAGCUCCAACAGCCUCUCUGGACCAGCGGCAGGGAGAGUUAACGGGGUCGAUUGUCGAGUAAGGAGUCACCAACUCCUUGCGGUGUUUGGGACUCAUUAAACUGUCACUUACCCCCACCCCACUGGGUAAGUGGGGUGAUUAAUGCCUGAGCACUUGGAGCCGGGAGAGGACAUUUGUGGAGAAGUGGCGAAGUUGAGGAGGAGCGUAUCCCUUGGACUACUAAGUCUAAUUGACUUUAGUAAUAAACUCAUUGUUAGGAAAAGUUAGUUUUUGAGGGGUGGAGAGAAGGGAGAACUGUUGACUUUGCCAUUCAUGUAACAUUCCACACUUUAUUUCUAACGAGGAUCCAGUUCAUUAACAUUUAAGCUGGGGUACUUAGAGUAGAGCUAUAGGCCCAGUUUCUCUCCCCACCUCCGCCCCCGCCCCCCUCCCCUUCACACCUCGCCCUUCCAAAGGUCUUUGGGGAUGAAUCUGACAUUCACAGAUGUCAGCAGCACCACGCACAGCACCAUUCUGUCCAGCUGAGGUUUACACUUCUAUUCCAUCAGCCGUUAAAAAACUCCCACAAACCAGUUAAAAACUUGCAGAACUAACUGGACUUCUGUAUGUGACCUCUUAUGAUCAGGAAAAUUACAGGAUGACCCAAAAAAUGUUGCUAUGGGAAGCAGAUUAAGGGAAAGACAAGGUUCUCCUUUUCUGGCCAGAAAGUCAGAUCAGAUACGCAGGUGCAAUGGCCAUUUUAAUCCUCUGUUAGAGAUUGUGUCCGGUUUAUUAGUUUGUUUCACUGAAUGAAAUCACUUUUCAGCGUUUUUAGAAAAGUACACUUUCAGCUUGUUGAUAUUUGGAAUUGAAAUUGAUAUUGAUUAUGAUAGUAUGAAAAAUUAUACUUAGAAGUAGUUGGAGAUAAGUAGUUAAGUAUGAGUGAAAUAAUUGUGAUGAACCAGGCUGAAGUAAUAGUUUCCAAUAAGUCUCCCAACAUUCUUGUGACAUGUAUAUUAUUAUCUCAGCAGAAAAACAAGUGGAAGUCCUAUGCUAACAUUAAAAUGGGAAUAUAGAUUUAGAGUCAAAUGGAUUUGAUUUAGAAAUAUCCCCAAGGAAACUGCCUUUGAAACGAAACCUCUGAGUUGAAUAAAAGUGAAUCUGUGGAUUUCCUGAAUAGCACUGUGGCUUGAGUAUCCUGUCAAUAUAUAAGCCAGUCCACCAACUUAAGACACAAGUGUUGCUAUUCCAUAAAUACAGUAGAGCUCCAUAUGUUUAGUUUUUCAAUUUCUUCUGUUAGAAAGUUUGGGGGAAAAAAGGAGACUUUGAAGUAUUUUGUUUAUACUAACAGAAGAGAAAAGUUCUCCUAAGAAAAAGCUGGUGGCAGGAGUGUAGAGGAGUAGCAUAUGGCAUUAAAAGGAGCACAGCUGGAGGUAGCAUUUCCAUCUGAACAUGAUGUCAGAGCAGCUGACAGCCUGCCAUCCCUCAGCCUUUUAUUCUAACACACAGACAGGGAGUUAGUGUGUGCAGAUCUGUGUGUGGAGAAGGUAUCUCAUUCCUCUCUAACAUCAUCUCCACUUUGCAUCUGUCUCUCUUAGUCUGCUUUUUUUCCACCGAUCUAACAGACCUGGAGCCAGCAAGACUCAGAGGAAAGGACUUAAUCAGGUUUAUGUGUACUAAAGGUUAUGAAGACAGUAUGGAGUUUCCAGACCAUAGUAGACAUUUGCUACAGUGUCUGAGUGAGCAGAGACAUCAGGGUUUUCUUUGUGAUUGCACUGUUCUGGUAGGAGAUGCCCAGUUCCGAGCGCACCGAGCUGUACUGGCUUCAUGCAGCAUGUAUUUCCACCUCUUUUACAAGGACCAGCUGGACAAAAGAGACAUUGUUCAUCUGAACAGCGACAUUGUUACAGCCCCAGCUUUCGCUCUCCUGCUUGAAUUCAUGUAUGAAGGGAAACUCCAGUUCAAAGAUUUGCCCAUUGAAGACGUGCUAGCAGCUGCCAGUUAUCUCCACAUGUAUGACAUUGUCAAAGUCUGCAAAAAGAAGCUGAAAGAGAAAGCCACCACGGAGGCAGACAGUACCAAAAAGGAAGAAGAUGCUUCAAGUUGUUCAGACAAAGUGGAGAGCCUUUCUGAUGGCAGUAGCCACAUGGCAGGCGAUUUGCCCAGUGAUGAAGAUGAAGGAGAAGAUGAAAAAUUGAACAUCUUGCCCAGCAAAAGGGACUUGGCGUCUGAGCCUGGGAACAUGUGGAUGAGGUUGCCCUCAGACUCAGCAGGCAUUCCCCAGACUGGCGGAGAAGCAGAUACACACGCAACAGCAGCUGGAAAAACAGUAGCUAGCCCCUGCAGUUCUACAGAGUCUUUGUCCCAGAGGUCUGUCACCUCCGUGAGGGAUUCAGCAGAUGUUGACUGUGUGCUGGACCUGUCUGUCAAGUCCAGCCUUUCAGGAGUUGAAAAUCUGAACAGCUCUUAUUUCUCUUCACAGGACGUGCUGAGAAACAACCUGGUGCAGGUGAAGGUGGAGAAAGAGGCUUCCUGUGAUGAGAGUGAUGUUGGCACUAAUGACUAUGACAUGGAACAUAGCACUGUGAAAGAAAGUGUGAGCACUAAUAACAGGGUACAGUAUGAGCCGGCCCAUCUGGCUCCUAUGAGGGAAGACUCGGUCUUGAGGGAGCUAGAUCGGGAGGACAAAGCAAGUGAUGAUGACAUGAUAACUCCAGAGAAUGAGAGAGUCCAGGUGGAAGGGAACAUGGACAGCAGUUUACUCCCUUAUGUCUCAAACAUACUCAGUCCAGCUGGCCAAAUAUUCAUGUGCCCUCUCUGCAACAAAGUGUUUCCCAGUCCCCAUAUUCUGCAAAUUCAUUUAAGCACGCACUUUCGAGAGCAGGAUGGGAUCCGCAGCAAGCCUGCUACUGAUGUCAAUGUCCCAACAUGCUCCUUGUGUGGUAAGACUUUUUCUUGCAUGUACACCCUGAAACGCCACGAGAGGACUCAUUCAGGGGAAAAGCCCUACACUUGUACCCAGUGUGGGAAGAGCUUCCAAUACUCCCACAACCUGAGCCGCCAUGCUGUGGUUCACACGCGGGAGAAGCCACAUGCCUGUAAGUGGUGUGAACGCAGGUUCACACAGUCUGGAGACCUUUACAGACAUAUUCGGAAGUUUCACUGUGAGUUGGUGAACUCCUUGUCUGUUAAAAGUGAAGCACUGAGCUUACCUACUGUCAGAGACUGGACCUUAGAAGAUAGCUCUCAAGAACUUUGGAAAUAAUUUUAUAUAUAUAUAAAUAAUAUAUAUAUAUAUAUAUAUAUACACACACACACACACACACACACACACACACAUAUACACACACAUAUACACACAUAUACAUACACACACAUAUACAUAUAUAUAUAUAUAAAUCUAUAUAUAGUUGUGGUACGGUCUAAAAGCAGUCUUGUUUCCUUGAACUAAAAAGUUGGGAUAUUAACUUGUUUUUGCACUUUAGGAUAGCAUGAAAAAUUUCACUAAUUUAGCAUUCUGAUAAGAAAAACUUUAGAGCAAGUCAGAAAUAGAGAGGUGCUUUUCUUUUGUGGAGAGUAGGGAAAGUAAGCCAGUAAGUACUUUUAAAAAACGAAUCCUCAUAUCACAAAAAUGCUUACAUAUGGUUUUAUUUCUUCAACAUUGCAGUUGUGUUUUAAGCUCUGUAAUUUUUUUUUUUAUGAUUUUUUAAUGCUGUAGAAAUUCCCUCCAGUUUUAUUAGCCUCUUUACACUUAUAAAAUUGCAUGAAUCCUUUCUGGCUGUUGGAAACCUGAAUGCUUUUAGACCCAAAUGGAAAAUUUCUGAAAUGCUGGAUUAUCUAUUUUUAAACAAGCAGUUGACUUAAACUUUCUGUGGCAACUUCUGGUUUUCUGACAGUUCCCAAUGAAAAAAAUUCUGAAAGUACACUGGGAUCACUGGGACUCUGUCUUUUGUGAAGGUUUGCUUGGGAUGAAAAAAGGAUAUUGCAGCUUCAGCAGUGUUGAACUGUGUGUUUAAAAAUGUGAAUUACUGUUAUUGUAUACUGUAAUUGAUUACAUGGGCUGGGGGGGGUGUCAAAGAACUUGACAGGUUGUGUUGAUGCUCAUAGUUGAGUCUUGAAAAGUAAAUAUUAACGCUACAGAAAUGCAUGAGUUUCAAUAUAUUUUUGUCUUUGUUUGCAUUGUAUAACUUUAACGAGUGAGUUUAAAAUUAUUUAAUUUCCUUAGGAAAAUAGCACCAUUUGAAAAAACUGGUGUUAUGAAGAACAUAAAUGCACUGUUUUUAUUUUAUUUUAUAUAAUUUAAAUCUACUUUCCCACUGUCUUUAAGUUGAAGCUGUUAAGUUGAAUAAAAAUUAAGCUACAAAUUGAUAACUUAGCUACAUAACAAGGAAAAUAUAAAUGUUUACAAAUGGCUUAACGAUUUGCAUGUGCAGUGUGCAUUUAUAACAAACUUCUAAUUGCACAGAACCCAUGCCAGCUCAAAGUUUAGGUAUCUACAUUUACCCAGUUGAGCAUUUUUAGAAUUACUACUGCACAAAUUGACAAUAGGUCAUCCUUUUUCUUCUCUCUCUCUCUCUUUCUCUCUCUCUCUCUCUUUCUUUCUCUCUCUCUCUCUCUUUUUUUUUUUUUUUUUCUUUUUGCUCACCCUUUCUCUUUCUCUUCUUCCUCCUCCCCUCCCCACCUCCCUAACCCUUCCCUCCCAUGAAAAGAUUCUUUGGACUGAAAAAAGCCCCAGGCUGAAAGGACUGGGAAGCCUUGAUUGACAAGGGGAGGGGGGGGUUUGAGCAGACUAUGUGUAUCCAAGCAGCCGAGGCUGCAGCCCCGACGUGUGGUUUUCAUGACCAACACACAGGGUGAACGCAUUUUGCACAGUGUUUGUUUUCCUGUCUUGCACUUACAAAUAAGGUCUAUGGGAGUAGCAUGGAAAACGUUUGCUGUUUUUCCCUUUUUUUCCCCUUUGCUUUUGUUUAAAAUUUGAUCGCCUUAACUACUGUAAACAUAGCCUAUUUUUGUGCUUAAGAUACUGAAUGGAAAACUCCAUUGUGUGUUGCUGGACUGUUUUGGAAAUAUUUGGUCAAAUGUGUGUUAAUUUGGCUGUAAUGGCAUUUAAAGCAAACAAAAAAAAAAAAGCUGUGAAAAUGGCCUUGGAGCAUUAUCUUUAGUUACUUGAAGAGUUUCUAGUUUUUUUUUUUUUAAAUACAGUUUAUGUUAAGAUACAUUUUUAUUAAUUUAGAGAAGACAAUCAAUGUCUGUGAGAAAACGGACUUUCUUUUGUUUUUUUUUUUUUGUUUUGUUUUUGUUUUUUUUUUUUGUGGUCAUUGUGAGUGAUUGCUUUUUCCUCUUAUUAGUUUCACAUUCUUUCUUUGUUCUAAAACUUAGACUGACAUCUAGCUUUGACAAUCAUAGUACGUUUUAUUUUCCUGAGGGGGGAAUAACUUAUGAUGCUGUUUAGUUUUGUACUCUUGGUGUGUUGGUGAAUUUUUAAACUGUGCUAACUGCAAUAAAUUAUAUGACCUGAGAAGCAGA
Sarcophilus harrisii (Tasmanian devil) is the source of this 5825-nucleotide messenger RNA. It is a transcript of the gene ZBTB18, whose product is annotated as zinc finger and BTB domain containing 18. Gene Ontology annotation, molecular function: protein binding; RNA polymerase II cis-regulatory region sequence-specific DNA binding; DNA-binding transcription factor activity, RNA polymerase II-specific. Gene Ontology annotation, cellular component: nucleus. The transcript is spliced from 2 exons. Lineage: Eukaryota; Metazoa; Chordata; Mammalia; Dasyuromorphia; Dasyuridae. The coding region runs from base 1969 to 3564 and encodes 531 amino acids. Gene Ontology annotation, biological process: regulation of transcription by RNA polymerase II. The record is from RefSeq and is a predicted model, not a curated record.